Molecule: messenger RNA, 1257 nt
Organism: Endocarpon pusillum Z07020
Lineage: Eukaryota; Fungi; Ascomycota; Eurotiomycetes; Verrucariales; Verrucariaceae
Exons: 4
Coding region: 1-1257 (418 amino acids)
Biological process (GO): transcription by RNA polymerase II; transcription initiation at RNA polymerase II promoter
Cellular component (GO): transcription factor TFIIA complex
Source: RefSeq, a predicted model, not a curated record
AUGUCCCAGCAGCAAGUGGUGAGCUAUCCGUCAUUCACAUUCGAGAGCGCAGGCCGCCUGGCUUCGUCACACAUUCACCUGCUUGUCACUUGGUCAUUCAAGUCCCUGUUCGGUUCGAUCAAAAUCAUUGACGAAGUCUGCGAUGCUUCACAAAUCGAUUUCGAAGAAGGGGGUGUAGACUCGGAGACACUCAAGCUGUUGAAGCAUCGCUGGCAAAAAAAGUUAUCCGCCCUUGAAGUCGGUCACUUCCCAUGGGAGCCUCAGCCACAGAAUUCUAGUACCAAUGUCGGCUCUUCAGCAGCAGCAUCAACCCCCCAGUCGACCCCAAACGUCUCGUCCAACACAACUAAAGUUCAACAACUCGCUUCCGAGAAUGCACGUCCUUCUCCUAUGCCGCCGUCCAAUCAAGGGCCUCGGGUUAAGGCAGAACCAGGACAGUAUCAGUCAACAAGCUCUCCUCUGAUGGGCUAUCCCAUGUCUCAGAUGCCGCAACUCCCCCCAGCACCAGUGAACACUGUCGCGCAAGAACGAGCAGCGCAAGCAUUGCAGCAGCGAUAUGGUCCUCAAGCAGCGGUACAGAUCAAUCAGCUUCAGCAAUCUAUUAGUCAACGACAGCAACCGGGUCUGCCCAACUCCCAAGGCCAAGAUGGUGACGAUCGCAAGCAAGCUCUCCCAAAUUUUUCCACGCCAACACCUCAGUCUCGUACCCCACUACAAUCAGCGCAGCAUGACGGUAGCAACGACUCGCUCGCUAAGUGGAAAGCCGAGGUUGCACGCCGACGUACCCUGAUGGAGGCACCGGCUCGAGGUGAACGUCUGUUCCAUGAGCACAUGCUACAAAGACAACAGCAGAUUGAAGGCGGCGGUUUGAUGAUUCCUCUAAAUGAGCGUCACAUGCCAUCAGCCGGCACCAAGCGUCGGGUGGAGGCUCUUUUGGGGACAUACGAAGAGCAGUAUCCACAGAGAGCAGCUCCGCAGCUAUCAACCUCACUUCCUAAAGCUCAAGGUGAUGCCGCAGGCGACCAUGAUGACGACGAGAAAGAGCUUGAUGAAGACGCCAUCAAUUCUGACCUAGAUGAUCCUGAAGAUGCUGGGGGUGAUCCUGAAGACGAAACUGUUGAGCAAGUCAUGCUGUGCACAUACGACAAGGUGCAGCGAGUCAAGAACAAGUGGAAGUGUACCUUGAAGGAUGGUAUCUUGAGAGUAUCGAAUAAGGAAUAUGUCUUUCACAAGGGUCAGGGCGAAUUUGAGUGGUAG